This is a messenger RNA of Bufo bufo (common toad), 2608 nucleotides long. RefSeq names its product ankyrin repeat domain 40 (gene ANKRD40). Bases 185 to 1213 code for a protein of 342 amino acids. The record is from RefSeq and is a predicted model, not a curated record. NCBI's taxonomy places the organism in Eukaryota, Metazoa, Chordata, Amphibia, Anura, Bufonidae. Gene Ontology annotation, molecular function: protein binding. The transcript has 5 exons.
UUGUAACGCCGAUCCCCGCCCCCCAGCGCAGUGUUUUGGGACAUGCACACAAGGGUCAAAAUACCUAACUGGCGUUUUUCUUUCGGCCACAUCCAGGGCUGCGGUACCGGGGCCGCUUCUUGUCCCCCAGGCCGGCACUGUGCGCGGCUGCCGGCUCCUAUAUGACCGCCUCAUCCCCAUAUACAUGGAAGAAAGACUCCGGGAGGCGGCUGCUCUGGGAGACCUGGAAGAAGUCCAGAAGCUGCUGAGCGCCGGGGCGGACGUCAACUCCCAGAAUGAGAUCAACGGAUGGACCUGUCUCCACUGGGCUUCUAAGAGGAAUCACCUGCGCGUGGUCACCUACCUGCUAGAGGCCGGGGCCGACAAGGAGAUCUUCACAAGCAAAGGGGAGAUAGCAGCUCAACUGACCUCCAGGAGAGACAUCAAGAGAGCACUGGGGGUUGAAGACUUGGAACCUGAAGAUGUUAAACCCGAGUCUGAAUUAUCCUUUGUUCCAAACUACCUGGUGAACCCAGCCGCACCUUUCACCUACACCCGAGACGGCCUCAAACCGGAGACUACUACCCCCUGCGUGGAGAACGGUACCUCCCACUCCGCGCCUCCACCGCCGCCGCCCGCGGCUGGAUUCCCGCUGCUGAACAAUGGGGUGGAGAACAUUCACAUCACUACCUCAGUGAAGAAGGACGACAAGUUCCCGGCCUUGUUUUAUAACGGAGAAGUGCAGCUCCCGCCGGAAUGUACGCACUCGCCCGUGCAGGGGGGCCCCGUCCCCCAGAACUGCAGCAUGUACUCCCCUGUCCCCUCUAAUCUACCACAUGGGGGCGCUCACGGUGGACCUAUGCAAGUGUUUCAGCCGUUCUUCUUUACUGGAGCCUUCCCAUCCAAUAUGAAAGAAUUGGUCCUGAAGGUGAGAAUUCAGAGCAGUUCCCCCGGGGACAACGACUUCAUCGAGGUGGAGAUGGACCGGGAGGAGCUGACGUACCGGGAGCUGCUGCGCGUCUGCUGCUACGAGCUGGGGGUCGGCCCCGACAGCGUGGAGAAAAUCCGGAAACUACCCAACACCGUGCUCAGGAAGGACAAAGAUGUCGCCCGUCUGCAGGACUUCCAGGAGCUGGAGCUGGUCCUGAAGCAGGACCAGCUCCUGUUCAGGACCUCGACGUCUCUCACCGACAGACCCUGCUUCAACACGAAGGCCUCGAAGCUCACCUACUGACGCUGACCCUACUAAGAGUGACCGGAGCCCUGCCCCCGCUCCUAGGCUAGUGAUGCCGGAUUACAAAGAAUUAUUUUUUACUAAUAUAUAAAAAAAUAUAUGUGAAUCCCUCCCAAAUGAAAGGACUUAACCCCCCGGGGUCUAUAUUUUAGAUUUAUUUUUUAUUUUUAUGUGACCUCCGGGGUAGUUCUAUGCCACAUUGGCUGUUGUAGGGGGGCUACCUUCCAGCACGGCCUCCGCUGAGAGUUGUAGUUCUCCACGUCGUACCUCUGGGCUCACCAGUAAAUACACUAAUACAGGAAGUACUAUAGGAGACCAUUAGGUUUACUGACGCAGACUGGGGGCCAUCACUACCGCCCUCUCGACUGUUAGCCUCCCGCUCCGUACCCCAGCUGAAAAGAAAUGCCACCGGUGUAGAAGUAGUCGUGCAAUAAAGGCGUCACCGUGGCUUUAAACAUAAUCCAAGCGCAGCCGGGAAAGUGGGCGCGCGGUGUGGUGAUUCCAGUCAAAAAUAAAUCUUUACACCUAUUCACAUGCGUUUUAUUGUCCAUAGGUGGCAGUAUUUGUGUAAUAAUCAUCUUGCCUGUAGGGGGCGGUAUUAUACUGGUUGUAGUGUCGCCUGUAGGGGGCGGUAUUAUACUGGUUGUAGUGUCGCCUGUAGGGGGCGGUAUUAUACUGGUUGUAGUGUCGCCUGUAGGGGGCGGUAUUAUACUGGUUGUAGUGUCGCGGUAUUAUACUGGUUGUAGUGUCGCCUGUAGGGGGCGGUAUUAUACUGGUUGUAGUGUCGCCUGUAGGGGGCGGUAUUAUACUGGUUGUAGUGACGCCUGUAGGGGGCGGUAUUAUACUGGUUGUAGUGUCGCCUGUAGGGUGGCGGUAUUAUACUGGUUGUAGUGUCGCCUGUAGGGGGCGGUAUUAUACUGGUUGUAGUGUCGCCUGUAGGGGGCGGUAUUAUACUGGUUGUAGUGUCGCCUGUAGGGGGCGGUAUUAUACUGGUUGUAGUGUCGCCUGUAGGGGGCGGUAUUAUACUGGUUGUAGUGUCGCCUGUAGGGGGCGGUAUUAUACUGGUUGUAGUGUCGCCUGUAGGGUGGCGGUAUUAUACUGGUUGUAGUGUCGCCUGUAGGGGGCGGUAUUAUACUGGUUGUAGUGUCGCGGUAUUAUACUGGUUGUAGUGUCGCCUGUAGGGGGCGGUAUUAUACUGGUUGUAGUGUCGCCUGUAGGGGGCGGUAUUAUACUGGUUGUAGUGUCGCCUGUAGGGGGCGGUAUUAUAUCGGUUUUCCCAGCAGGGGGGCGACAGUGAGCGCCGGAGGAAGCUCCUCCCAUCUCAGGGCACAGAGAAUAUAAAUCCUGAGGGGAGAAAUGUAGACUAUAUAAUAAUAAAAAAAAGGACUAAAUAUA